GAAUUCUUCUCAUUUUCUUUCCGUUUCAAGAACGCUCUGAAUUCUUCUCUAGCUUAGCUCUCUUUCUCUCUCAUCGUCCUCAAUUGAAAGUCAAUAUAAUCUCUCUCUCACUCUCUUUCUCUGUUUCUCUCUCUGUAUUUGAAUCUUGAAGUUUUUCAGUAAAUGGCUCCGACACCGUCGUCUUCGUCGAAAUCCAAUCAAAACCACAUGACCCAGAUCAAAACCCCACAGUCCAAGCACCGACUUCAAUUCCACGCAUCAAAAACAUGCCCAUCUCCGAAUCCCCACUCAACGGCCAAAGAUCCCCCAACUGAGCACCCAGUCGAAGUAAUCGCUCGAAUCCGAGACUAUCCAGAUCGAAAAGACCAACAGCAACCCAUCUCCACCCUCCAGAUUAAACCUCAAAAACAGAGCAUUCGGGUUCGUGCCGAUUUCGGGUACCGGGAUUUCACUCUAGAUGGGGUUUCUUUAUCAGAAGAAGAAGAUCUUGGUGGGUUCUAUUGUAAAUUCGUUCAGUCGAGGAUGAACAGGGUCAAACUGGGUGAUAAAUGCACCAUUAUGAUGUACGGUCCGACGGGUUCGGGCAAGAGUCACACCAUGUUUGGGUGCUCUAAGGAGCCGGGGAUAGUAUAUAGGUCACUCAAGGAUAUUCUUGGGGAUGGGGAAGAAGAAGACGAUAAAAAUGGAGAGAUUGGGGUUGGGACUUUUGUUCAGGUGAGUAUUUUAGAGAUUUACAAUGAAGAAAUUUAUGAUCUGUUGAGCAAUGGUGGUGGAGGAGGAUUUGGUCUUGGUUGGCCGAAGGGCAACGGCUCAAAUUCUAAGGUAAAGCUUGAAGUGAUGGGAAAAAAGGCAAAGAAUGCUUCAUUUAUAUCUGGACAUGAAGCUGGAAAGAUUUCAAAGGAGAUUCAGAAAGUGGAGAAGCGAAGAAUAGUCAAAAGCACUCUUUGCAAUGAUAGAAGUUCCCGGAGCCAUUGCAUGGUUAUCCUCGAUGUCCCAACUGUAGGAGGACGUCUGAUGCUUGUCGAUAUGGCUGGUUCUGAAAAUAUUGAUCAAGCUGGUCAAGUUGGGUUUGAGGCGAAAAUGCAGACAGCAAAGAUCAACCAAGGAAAUAUAGCGCUGAAGAGGGUGGUUGAAUCAAUUGCUAAUGGUGAUUCCCAUGUACCCUUCAGAGACAGCAAACUUACUAUGCUUCUGCAGGAUUCUUUCGAGGAUGACAAGUCAAAGAUUCUGAUGAUUUUAUGUGCAAGCCCUGAUCCUAAGGAAAUACACAAGACGAUUUGCACACUUGAAUACGGAGCGAAAGCAAAGUGUAUUGUUCGAGGUCCUCUCACACCAACUAAGGAUAAAAUCGGGGCUGAAGAUUCUUCUUCUGCAGUUAUUUUAGGAUCAAGGCUUGCAGCCAUGGAUGAAUUUAUCCUUAAGCUGCAAAGGGAAAACAAGCUCAGAGAGAAAGAAAAAAUUGAAGCACACAAGGAGCUAAUGAAGAAAGAAGAGGAGGUUUCUGCAUUGAGGGCUAGGCUGAAGCUCUUGGAAGAAAGAGGUCCUGGGAUAAAUGAGGAAGAGAUUAAUGUGAAGGUCAAAGAAAGAACCCAGAUUGUAAAAUGCGAGUUGGAAAGGAAGCUGGAAGAAUGCCAGAGAAUGGCAAACGAGAGGAUACUGCAGCAGCAACAGGAAGUCGAAAUGCUAAGACUGCGGUUGGAAGAAAUAGAAUUUGAGCUACGCACAGGAGAUGGAAACAACAGGGAAAGCAUAUCAAAGGAGAAUGAUGUAUGUGGAAUUGCAAAAAGGUUGUUAGGGAUCUAUGCCAAUGAAGAUCCAGGAAUGGUGAAGUCCAUGGAUUUGGACAUGGAUGACCAAAGUGAGUUGAAAUUUGUAGGUGGGGUCAUUCAUCAAAACGACGAGAGUGGCAUCCAAGCUGUGAAUCAGCCCAACCUCAACACUCUGAAUACUGUACUGGAGAAUGGCAUUUUUGCACCAAAGUUUGGAGACAAAGUUUCUUUGAGUACUGUGUUUGAGGAGGAAGAAGAAGAGCAAAAUAUGGAAGAUGAAGAAGAAGAAAAAGAAGUGAUAGAGGAAAAGAGGAUAUUGGUAGAUGGAUCUACCCCUAACACCAAUAUCGAAUCUUUGGCAUAUUUAAAAGGAGAAGAUGAUUACUAUAAAGGAAGAUCAGAGGACAGGCUUGUGGAUCUGGAUUCUUCUAAACGUUUAAAAAGAAUCCAGAAUAUCUUUUCACUUUGUGGGAACCACAGAGAGCUCUCCCAUCAUAUCAGGAAGCAGUCAGAAAAUAUAGAUCCGAAAUCAUAUCCGGAGAUGGUGACAGCUGGGGAUGAUACCAUUUUGAAGCCGUUCAGCAAAGAAAUCUCGGAGGUCCAGAAAUUUGUUCCUGCAGCUGAGGAUGUUAAGGACUUGCCAGCAGUGACAAAGGGAACACAAUGCCAAAAUCUUCCAUUGAGUCCUCUCCCAUUGAGGCCUCUGGAGAACAUACUACCAGCUACACCAAAUUCCUGCUUCUUGCACAAAGAUGGUCUCUCACCUAAAGUAUCACCAAACUUAGGUUCUACUCCGUUUAUUACUGUUAGAAAACAUUAAGUGGUUGUGGUUCUGCUUGUACCAAUGAUUUAAAGGAGUUUCAUUUUGAGAAAGUCUUGCAACUUCUGUAUAAAUUUGCACACACUAUGUAAUAUAUUCUUUGUGGAUUAAUUGUCCUUUCUAAAAUGAUUGUUUUACCAAAUUUCUCAUUCCCUUUCCUUCGGAGAUUCUUUCAAUGUGAUAAGGAUUGUUUUGACUUACUAGGCAAACUAAUAAUUGUUUGACUCACUAGGCAAACUAUGUAUCUUUUAUUUAGUGCCUGAGGUGUAUGUAUUUCAUUUCAUAACAAUGCUUUCGUUUUAGACAUUUUCAAGAACCA
Ziziphus jujuba (common jujube) is the source of this 2908-nucleotide messenger RNA. RefSeq names its product kinesin-like protein KIN-10A. Bases 163 to 2589 code for a protein of 808 amino acids. Gene Ontology annotation, cellular component: kinesin complex; microtubule. The transcript is spliced from 6 exons. Gene Ontology annotation, molecular function: ATP binding; microtubule binding; ATP hydrolysis activity. The record is from RefSeq and is a predicted model, not a curated record. NCBI's taxonomy places the organism in Eukaryota, Viridiplantae, Streptophyta, Magnoliopsida, Rosales, Rhamnaceae. Gene Ontology annotation, biological process: microtubule-based movement.